AUUGUCUGUAAGGUGUGUUAACAGUAUCAUCAUAAACGUCGUCAUAUUUUCAAGUCCUUGAAGUGUUGGUUUUUCAUGCGAAAGACCAUAUUAUUGAGAAAAGCGAAAUAAUACGUAACCGUAAUAAAAUUUUUCCAACUAAAAGAGUAUUAGUUUAAGCACUUCAGACCAGUUCAGUGUCUUCCCAAAUAAAAUGGGCCUAACAAUCAGCAGCUUACUUACCCGGCUCUUUGGUAAAAAGCAAAUGAGAAUAUUAAUGGUGGGUUUGGAUGCUGCUGGAAAAACUACCAUAUUAUACAAAUUGAAACUUGGUGAAAUUGUCACAACAAUACCUACCAUUGGCUUCAAUGUUGAGACAGUUGAAUAUAGGAAUAUAUGUUUCACGGUGUGGGAUGUUGGUGGUCAAGAUAAAAUCAGACCUCUCUGGAGACAUUACUUCCAAAAUACACAAGGCCUCAUUUAUGUUGUUGACAGUAAUGAUCGUGAACGUAUUGGAGAGGCAGAACGUGAAUUGGCAAACAUGUUAAAAGAAGAUGAACUACGGGAUGCAGUUCUCUUAGUUUUUGCUAAUAAGCAGGAUUUGCCAAAUGCCAUGUGUGCAGCAGAACUCACAGAUAAAUUGGGGCUAAAUUCAUUACGUGGACGUCAUUGGUAUAUUCAAAGCACUUGUGCUACUCAAGGACAUGGACUUUAUGAAGGACUUGAUUGGUUGAGUAAUGAAUUAGCUAAAAAGUGAUAAAGCACUGUCGUUAUUCAUAAUCUUCAUGAACAAUUUAUUCAUUGAGCAUGGACGUAGAAGACAGGUUGCAAUUUCCGUUUUGUCAGAUUAUGCACUAUGUGUACGAUUUAAUACCACUGUGAUUGUAAUUUUUAAGAGGAAAACUACUUGAAGUAAUAGAAUAUAACUUGACUCACUCAAUGGUCAUAAUGUUUAUACAGGUUUUAUU
Molecule: messenger RNA, 947 nt
Organism: Habropoda laboriosa
Lineage: Eukaryota; Metazoa; Arthropoda; Insecta; Hymenoptera; Apidae
Gene: Arf102F
Product: ADP-ribosylation factor 2
Exons: 1
Coding region: 194-736 (180 amino acids)
Biological process (GO): intracellular protein transport; vesicle-mediated transport
Cellular component (GO): cytoplasm; plasma membrane
Molecular function (GO): GTP binding; GTPase activity
Source: RefSeq, a predicted model, not a curated record